CAUUUUUUGUGUUGUGCGAGUAAAAGUAAACUGAACCUCAAAAUUUGCAUGAAUUGUUAAUUUUCUAAUUAAUAAUUUUAAAUCAUAUUGUAAAGUAACUAGUGUUUAGGUAGUUAAAAUUAGUGAACAAUUGACAAUAGUUGAGAAUGAACUCAUGGUGGUUAUAUUUUGUAGUUUCGGUAACUACUUUUUGUUUCGCCAAGAGCCACGUAGCCGGCUCCAAGGUGAUUAGCAUCCGGGGUAUACAUCCAACGAAAAUUCCUCUUUAUUCACCUGAUCGAGAUUUUCAUUGUCUCGAUGGCAGUUUAAUUAUUUCAUUUAAUAAAGUUAAUGAUGACUUUUGUGAUUGUGUUGAUGGUAGCGAUGAACCCGGAACAUCGGCCUGUUCAAAUGGCUCAUUUUACUGUCAAAAUUUGAGUUAUAAGCCAAAAUACAUUCCCUCGGGACGUGUUAACGAUGGUGUUUGUGAUUGUUGUGAUGCAAGUGAUGAAUAUGAAUCGAAUGAGUGCGUUAAUAAUUGUUACGAUCUUGGACAUAAAGCGAAACUCGAAGCUGAUGAGGCACAAAAAGUUGCACGUGAAGGAAAUGACAUACGCAAUGAGAUGAUCGCAAAAGGUAAACAAAUAAAGAACGAGUUGCAGCAGAAAUUAUCGAAACUUCGUACUGAUCAUGAUGAGGCAGAAUUAAUAAAAAAGGAAAAGGAGGGUUUAAAGAAGGAUGCUGAGGAGAAGGAGAAAAUAGCUUUAGAUAAAUAUAAACCACCGGAACCGGAACAAAUUGAAACGGAAAACGAUCAUGUACGUGAGGAGAGAUUAAAUGAGGCUGAAGAUUAUUUCAGACUUUUGGAUUCUGAUGCAAGUGGUACGGUAACUAUUGUUGAAUUACAAACGAGAAUUACAUUUGACAAAGAUAGAAAUGGUGAAGUCUCUGAGGAAGAAGCGCUCUAUUUUUUGAACAAUCAACCAGAGAUAACAAUGCAAGAAUUUAUUGACUCAGCUUGGGCGAAUAUUAAACCUUUUAUUAUGUUAGAGAAAGGACUUUUUAAGCCAGCGGGUGAUGAACCAAAGGAAACGGAGGCACAAGCUGAGGAACAAAAUGCUGAACACACGGAGGGAGAUGAAACAGAGGAUCAUGAGGAACAUGACGAUCAUGAUGAUCAAGAUGAUCAUGAAGGUGAAGAAGAAGGCGAGGUAGAGGGAGAAGGAGAAAAAGAAGAACGUACACCGGAACCUGAGGAACCUGCAUCACAAUACGAUGAGGAAACUCAAGCACUAGUCGAUCAGGCAAACACUGCGAGAAAUCGUUUCAACGAAGCUGACAAAGCAGUUCAAGAUCUUUUAACGGACAUUAAAAAGGUGGAGGAAAAAUUAUCAAAUGAUUUUGGAGUUGAUGGUGAAUUUACAUCACUUGAUGAGCAGUGUUUUGAUUUUACUGAUUUAGAAUAUGUUUAUACACUUUGUAUAUUUGGUAAAGCAACACAAAGAUCAAAAUCAGGUGGUAGUGAUGUUAAUCUUGGUUCAUGGAACGAUUGGCAUGGUCCACAAGACAAUAGAUAUUCAAAAAUGAAAUACGAUCAUGGUUAUACAUGUUGGAAUGGACCAGCGCGUUCAACAAUCGUUACAUUAUUAUGUGGAAAGGAAAAUAAACUUCUUUCAGUAACGGAACCAAGUCGUUGUGAAUAUGCGAUGGAAUUUUUAACACCAUCAGUUUGUAAAUUAAUGCCAGAAAUUAUCGACACACACGAUGAAUUGUGAGGCAAUUUUUCUUUUAUUUUUUAAACAAAAAAAAAAUAUAUAUUUUGGUGUUUUUAUGUAAACAGACACAAAACAUGCAUACACAUGAACUGAAAAAAAACUUUUUGCAAAGAAAUUGAAAAUCGAAUUUUUGAGAAAAAAAUGAUUAACAUUUUUUAUUUUUAAAUUCGAUUUUUUUUUUUUUGCACACUUAUUCUGUAUAUGAUGGAACUCUAGUUUACAAGAUAGGUAAUUUUAUUUGUUUAUAGAAAAUAAUUUUUGCUCAGUGACUAAUCACAUAUACGUAAUUGACACAUCGAAUCAGUUUUAUUAACUGUAGAUUAAUAAUUUUUUUUUUUAUUUAUUAUCAAUAGAAUUCUAUAAAUGAAAUUGAUAUGAAAUCAGGUUGAUAACAAAUAAGGGACAUUUUUUUAAACAGUUUUUUUUUUUUUUUUUUUUUUUUUAGUGAAUAUAGAGAAGUAAAAAUUAAAAAAUCAUGUGAAAACUAAUAAAAUUUGAGUUUAUAACGUGAUCUUUUAAUUUUAUUUUUAGUGUUGCUAGAAAAAAUACAAUUUUUAUCUAUAAAAACAUAUUUGAAUGAUAAAUGAAUUCAACUUACCUGAUAUCAAAUGGAUUUAAUCUAGAAUUUUAUUGAUUAAAAUCAUAAAAUCUUAAAUUUUGGAAUUUCAUUUUUUAAGAUUAACAAAUUAUCAAAUUUUAAUUUCUGAAAUUUCAUAAUUUGUGAUAAUUUAUGAAAUAGAUUUAAAAAAAGAAGUUGAUUUUUUUUAAAUCAGAAUACUAAUUAAUUUUUUCAUAUUUUUGAAUUAACUUCAAAAUCAGGAGUUUUAUCAUUAAUUAACGGAAUUGUUAAAUUAUAUAAACAGUACUAAAAAGAAAUUAAAACUUCUGUGAUCGAAAAUAUCUUAACUUACUUAAAAUAAUAUUUUUAAUUUUCAUAAUAAAUAAUUAUUAUAGCCCAAUGAAUUUCACAUAAAUAGAAGCAUAUUCUAGAGAAACUAUAUAUUUCAAAUAAAAUUUUGUAUAUAUAUAUAUACAUGAAAGGAAUUUUGAAAAAGAUUCGAAAAAAAACAAAGAAAAAAAAAGAUAUUUCCUUAUAUUUUUUGUUUUUCUUCAUUAAUGCAAUCCAUAUUUUUUUUUAAGCAUUAAAACACCAAAAAUUGUCAAACAUUAUAUUGUUUGAUAUUGUGAAUUUUUUUUAAGGGGAAAAAAGUGAAUGUUCCCAAGUGAAAUAUUAAGUUUUAAUGAAAUUAUUAAUUAAAGAAAAGAAAUAAGUACGUAAAAAAUAUGAUAAAUAAAUUAAUGAACUCUCGAUAAAUAAUAAAAUUGUCUUUUAUUAAAUAUCGAGUUCAUCGAUUCAUUCCAAUUUUUUGUAAACAAAAUAUAAAUAUAGCGUGUUUAAGAACGCAUUUUGUAAAUUGCAACUAAAAUAAAAUUUAAAUAAUUAA
Messenger RNA from Leptopilina boulardi, 3199 nucleotides. It is a transcript of the gene GCS2beta, whose product is annotated as glucosidase 2 subunit beta. Lineage: Eukaryota; Metazoa; Arthropoda; Insecta; Hymenoptera; Figitidae. Gene Ontology annotation, molecular function: calcium ion binding. The record is from RefSeq and is a predicted model, not a curated record. Gene Ontology annotation, biological process: N-glycan processing. Bases 147 to 1754 code for a protein of 535 amino acids. The transcript has 3 exons. Gene Ontology annotation, cellular component: glucosidase II complex.